AGUUGGAGCAAUUUUCAAACUAUGGCGGAUGGAAGACGCGGUACCCCAAAAUGUAGCCCAGAGGUUCGUAUUGGGAACUACAUAAUCGGAGAAACACUUGGUGUCGGAACUUUCGGAAAAGUCAAAGUUGGAAUUCACAAAUCUACCGGGGUGCAAGUUGCUGUAAAGAUAGUGAACAGGGAUAAAAUCAAAGCUCUCGAUGUCGCCGGCAAGCUGCGUCGCGAAAUCCUCAAUCUUUGGCUUUUCCGACAUCCUCAUAUCAUCAAGUUGUAUCAGGUCAUCAGUACUCCGACUGACAUAUUUAUGAUAAUGGAGUAUGUCAGUGGAGGGGAAUUAUUCGAUUACAUUGUGAAGUCUGGAAGACUCUCUGAGAAGGACGCUAGAAAGUUUUUUCAGCAAAUAAUUUCCGGAGUCGCCUACUGUCAUCGUCAUAAGGUUGUACACAGAGAUUUGAAGCCGGAAAAUUUGUUGCUUGACUCAAACCAGAAUGUAAAGAUUGCUGACUUCGGAUUGUCCAACAUAAUGCAAGAUGGUGAGUUUCUACGUACUUCUUGUGGAUCCCCAAACUAUGCUGCCCCUGAAGUAAUAUCUGGAAAGUUAUAUGCUGGUCCGGAAGUAGAUGUAUGGUCCUGUGGAGUAAUUUUGUAUGCAUUACUAUGCGGCACACUUCCCUUUGAUGAUGAACAUAUACCUACACUUUUUAAAAAAAUCAAAGCAGGCUAUUUUCAUUUGCCAGAAACUUUGAGUUCAGGUGUGAGGGAUCUUCUUCGAAGAAUGAUAACUGUGGACCCGAUUAAGCGUGCAACCAUAGAAGAAAUCAGACGACAUCCGUGGUUCUCAGUUGAUCUUCCUAGUCAUCUUUUCCCUCAAGAACGCGACGAAGAUGCGUCAAUAAUUGACAAGGAAGCAGUUUAUGAAGUUUGUCAAGCGUGCAAUGCAACAGAACGCGAAGUUUUCGCUGCCUUACUAAACAAUGAUCCUAGUGAUCAACUAUCAGUUGCUUAUCAUCUUAUCAUAGACAAUAAACGUUUCGGAUCAGUUUUGAAUCCAGAAGAAGUGAAUAAUUUUUAUGUUGCUACUGGGAUUGAUUCAUCAACCUCAUCAGUAGCAGCAACAACAAAUACAUCAAAUAGUCCACCUAGUGGUGGUACGUUGACUCAUUCUCAGCCUGGUGGUGGUCGAAGUCAAUCAUUAAGUCCGAAUUAUGGUAAUAAUACUGGCAUGAUUGGAUUAAAAGGUAGAGGUAUCUCUCCAACACGACCUCAUCCAGAAAGAAUGCCUGAUGGACCACCGUUAUCGAGAACAUUAGAUCCAAUGGGGGAUUCAUCGACACCUGGAUCAAUUGUUACAGGUGAUUUGAAUUGUCCAAGUCAAAUUUCUUCUCAAGCACAAUCAGCUAUUACAUCCGGAGCUGCAGCAGCCAGUGGAAUGAAACGUUUUAAAUGGCAUUUAGGUAUACGUUCUCAAUCUAGACCAUGGGAUAUUAUGCAUGAAGUAUUUAAAGCAAUGAAUUCACUUGGUUAUGAAUGGAAAGUUGUUAAUCCGUUUAAUGUACGUGUAAGAAAAUGGAAUCCAAUACUACAGCAUUAUUCUCGACUUGUGUUACAACUUUAUCAGGUCGAUGCAAGAUCAUAUCUCCUCGAUUUUAAGUGUAUCGAUGAAAGUCAAUUAGAAUCCGAAACAGCAAUGAGUAGACUACGUUCAAACAAUAUGUCAGUAUGCCUUGAUUCUUGCAGUGGAACUCCACCAGCUGCUAUGGGUACUUCAACAUGUAGUAGAGAUGGUAGUUUUUCCGGCAGCACUGGAUCUGCUAGUCCAACCAACUGCUACGAUGGUCCAAAUACAACUGAAUUUUCUCGAUCGUUUUCAGCAAAUUGUCAAGAAGUACCGAUUAACCGAAGAACUAAACGACAUCAAACAAUGGAAUUUUUUGAAAUGUGUACUGAGCUAAUUACUACAUUGGCUCGAUGAUUUACUGUAGUAGUGUUUAAGCUCAGAUUCCGCAAGAUUCACAAAUUAAUCACUGUACACAAGGACGAUAAAUACUACUACUACUACUAUCACCACUGUAUACAGUGAUUAGCUCUAAAACUUUAUAUUUGUAGUAUUUAUCGUUCCUUUUUAUCUCAGUUCCUGAUUUAAUUACCAAUUAGCAUUACUUUCUGCCAGAAAGUCUUGAUCAUAUCCCCAUCGCCCUCAUCUCUUACAGACAUACUUACGAUGUAAUGUUUAUUUAAUUUGAUUUCCCUUUAUACAUAUACAUAUAUGUAUAUAUAUAUAUUCAUUCUUGCUUGGUAGCAUUUAUUCUUUAAGAUAACAAUAGAAGGAAUGUUUCAUCUGUUGGGGGGCACUUUUAUUUCAUUCUCUGAAUAUCAUUUCAUUUGAAAUAAUUUAUAUAUGAUUAUUCACAGCAUUACAAAAUGUAGGGAACUUUAGAUUAGCAUAUAUUAAUAUGAAACUAAAUAUUGAAAUAAUGAGUAAACCAUAUUGCGUAGUGCAAUUGUGACUAUUAACUACCUACUAUCGUCUAUAAUGUAUUAUGCAUUCAAUCUAAUCAAGGUUUUUGAAACUGAAAUUCAUCCUUCAUCAUGUUCUCACACAUAGAUGGAAUUACUGAAAUUCGAAUGUAACGACAGUUUUUGAAACUGCAUCACACUGGUCUACAGGUUUUUUAACAAACAUAUAGUGGCCAUUAAUCAACUGAUUUGUGUAAAAAAUAUUGUUUCAAGAGAGCAACAUAUCUGAAAUAAUAAUGAAACUAAUGAUAUAGAAAAAGGUUGCAGAAUAAAUGUAUUUGUAACCGAUUUUGAAACAUGUCACUAAAGAUUAUGUCUGAACGCUUAGGCUUCUGUUUUACUUUAUGGCUGCGAAGCGUGGCCUUUAAGAGUAGAAGAUAACUGUUCAUAUAAUUUUUAUAUCUAUAUCUACGUCAGUACUGCUUAAUUAUUUAUCUUAUUCAAAUAAACUAUCAUUUCGUUUUGUUAUGCUAUAAAUUUUAAAAAUAUGAUCUGACAAAAUCUGUAUUGUUGUGAUCACCUUUAACUAUAUUCUGUCUUAAGCAUGAGAUAGGCCUUGAUGAUAUCAUUCAAUCAAGAUCAAUAAUUGUAUUUACAUAACCCUAUAAACAAGCAAAUAACACUAAGAAGAAGUCAAUAAUUUUAAGAUAUACACGCAAGGGAGACAUUAUGAUCAUAUGAAUCUAGCAUAGAGAUAAUUCUGCAAGUAUUAUAUUAUACAAAGAUUAAAACUGAACUAAUCGUUUUUUUCGCACAAUGAACUGUGAUAAGAUUAUAG
Schistosoma spindalis is the source of this 3294-nucleotide messenger RNA. The record is from the annotation of a GenBank genome assembly. NCBI's taxonomy places the organism in Eukaryota, Metazoa, Platyhelminthes, Trematoda, Strigeidida, Schistosomatidae.